UCGUAAAACUAUCUAUCCUUGUGAUUACUGAUAGUCAUUUUAUGUUGUUUUUAGUGUCAACAAUACUCAUCAGUCAUCAAAUGACAAAAUAUACUCAAUACUUACAACUCAGUGUCUUGGCCCAUAAGUCACAGUUUCACUCUUCAUAGUUGUGAUAUUAAUAUUUUAUUCUGUGGUCGAAGUCAAUAAUGAUUGUGAGUAUAAUCACAGUAAUGCAGUUAGUAAGAAAAUUAAUUUUUAUAUCGUUCUAGACAUUGUUAAUGGUUAAUGUUAAAAGUAUAGUGUACGUUUAUUUCGUGUAUUCUUCUCAAUAGAAAUUUAUCAAAAGUAACGAAAAUAUAUUGUGAGAAAUAAUUGUAUUUACUCUAUUAUGAAAUCAUGAAGAACGACUGUACCAAACGAACUAAAGCGUCUAAAAUUCCCGUAGAAGUAUCCGAGUCGUUACAAAAGCUUUCCAAAGUUGUCGACAAUGUGCGACAAUCAAUUGGCAAUAUUCCUGUUGUACCAUCUACCAGUGCAAAAUCUGAAUCUACAGAAUUGCCACCUGUGGCUACCCCCCAAAUGGAAACUGAAGAAGAGAUAGAAAAAAAAGAGAAAGAAACAUUGUUGAGCUUUAUUUCAGAGUGUGUUACCAGGCAAGAAGAAAAGAAAACAUUGAGACAAAAUAAUCAAGAAUGCGUAUUCCCUGAUGAAUCCGAUAUAUCUAAACGCGAUUCUAGUUUGAAAAAAAAUACAGCAUUCAUAAGAAAACUUAAAAAUUUUCCUCCUCCUCAACUUGAUCAGCUACUCAAAGACAUGAAUUCUUUGAAUUUGACUAAAUAUCUAUCAGAAGUUGUGUCAGCUCUUACCGAAAUCAAACUGAAAAUGACAGAAAUUGAUGCCAUGAUAUUAUUAUGCACCCAAUUAAAUACAACUUACUCUGAUUUUUCAAAAAUUUUCUUUGAACAGUGGCAAAAAAUUUUAAAUAUUAAAAAAGAUGAUAAAAUAGCAAAUAUGAGCAAAUUCAGGGUUGAUCUUAGGCUAUUUGCUGAACUUACAUCUGCUGGUAUUAUACCUCAAAAAGAAGGUCUUGUCUUACUUGGCAAUAUAUUAACUAUCCUGAUUAACUCUGAUCUUCAGGAACAUAACAAUAUAAAUAUCAUACUUAGCUUUUGUAAAUAUUGUGGUGAUGACUAUGCUGGAUUAGUUCCUAAAGAAAUGCAAGAUCUAGCAGAUAGAUUUGAUGUUGAAAUACCUAAAAGUAAUAUGAUUUCCAGCGACAAACAGAAAAAUGUAAGAGCAUUGUUGAAGGAUUAUUAUGUAUCUUUAAACAAUCACAUUAAAAGAAUGCAUAAUGAUUUAGAGUACGCUGAAAAACAAAAUGAAAAAAUAUUACAAACCAAAGGUGAGCUAAGGCCAGAACGUAAAGCUAAAAACGAACAAAUGAAUGUUACAUAUCAAAAACUGUAUAGUUCGGCAUUAACUUUUGCUGAUAUACUCAAUGAACCAGUCAUCGUAUUAAAAGAAGAAAAAAAGAAUAGUUCAACUGAGGAUUUGACCGAUUCAGAAUUAGAUAUUGUAGGAACACCAACACUGUCAGAAUUAACUAGUCUUUGGGAAGAUGAGGAAACACAAAAGUUUUAUGAAGAAUUUCCAAAUCUUAGUAAUUAUAUUCCUGAUAAAAACAAGAAGAUUGAAGAACCUGAAGAGCCUGAAGCUGAAUGCAAUACAAAGAAAAGUUUAUCAGAUAUUAAAGAUGCCGUGGACGUUGAAGUAUCCAAUAUUGGUACCAAAGUUAUAUUUGAAUCAUUUAUUGAACAAUUACCAAAAUGUGUUAAUCGAGAAAUGAUUGAUAAUUUGGCUAUUGAAUUUCUAAUAUAUCUCAAUACUAAGAAUAAUCGCAAAAAAUUAGUUAAAGUUUUAUUCAGUGUUCCUAGAACCAGAGUAGAUCUGUUGCCAUUCUAUACACGUUUAAUAGCUAUUUUAAAUCCAUUGAUGCCAGAAGUUGCUCUUGAACUUUGUUCUUUGUUAAAAAGUGAUUUUAGGUAUAACGUAAAGAAAAAAGAUCAGAUUAAUAUUGAAACUAAACUUAAAGUUGUUCGUUAUAUUGGAGAAAUGGUUAAGUUUAACCUUAUGAUUAAAUCCGAAGCGUUGCAUUGCUUUAAAAUGUUGCUUAAUGAUUUCAGUCAUCAUCAUAUAGAAAUGGGUUGUGCUUUAUUAGAAACAGCUGGACGUUUUUUGUACCGUUCUCCAGAAAGUCAUCACCGUACCAAAAUUUACUUAGAACAAAUGAUGAGAGUCAAAUCUAUUUCAGCUCUGAGGCCCGUAUAUGUCACAAUGAUUGAAAAUGCUUAUUAUUUUGUUAAUCCUACUGAUUCUCCAGCUAUAAUGAAAAAGCAGAGACCUAUAUUACAUGAGUUUAUUAGACAUUUACUUUAUAAUGAGCUAAAAGAUGCACCUGAAAAAGAAAAUAUUAUUCUAGGUCUCCUUAAACAAAUGGACUGGGAAAAUUUUGCAGAGAAAACUUAUUUAAUAAAAUGUUUGACUGAAGCUUGGAAUGUUACUUAUCCAAUGAUUUCAGAUUUGGCAUGUUUAGUUGCCGCUUUUGUUGAUUAUGAUGAUUCAAUUGGAACUCGUGUCGUAGAUGGAGUUAUGGAAGAUAUCCGUGUGGGUCUAGAAACAAACUUAGUGAAAUUUAAUCAAAGGAGAAUAGCAAUGAUCAAGUAUUUUGGAGAGCUAUACAAUUAUAGACUAAUAGAAAGCAAUGAUGUGUUCAAAGUGUUAUAUAGUCUUGUAUCAUUUGGUGUAGUGUAUGAUCCAGAUUUUUAUUCCACAUUUGAUCCUCCUGAAAAUUUAUUUAGACUGAGACUUAUAUGUGUUUUACUAGACACUUGUGGAGAGUUUUUCAAUCGAGGACCGGGUAAACUUAAAUUAGAUUGCUUUAUUUUAUAUUUUCAAUACUAUUUUUGGUUAAAAAAAUCAAGUACUACUUGGGAUACUCAAAAUCCUUUUCCUGUAACAGUGGAUUACUUAGUUACAGACAUAUUAAAAAAACUUCGACCUAAUUUGAAAAUGAAAAACUGUUUUCUUGAAGCACAAAAGGUAGUUAUUCUACUUCAAGAAAGGCUUAUUCAACAGUACAAUCUCAAACAAAAAGAAGAAUCUCAACUAUCAACUAUUGACGAAGAGGCCGAUGAUAGGCAACAUUUAGAAGAGGAUGACUCUGAUGUAGAUUAUACAGAAGAUGAAGAAAGUGAUGGUACUGUUUGUAGUGAUAAGACUCCAGUUGAGCCUGUCCGUCGUAAAAUUGAAGACCCUGAAGACUUUGAGUUUUUAGAAUCUUUUGAUAAAAUGGUCAGCGAUAAUAUACAAGAAAGGACGAAAGAAGCAACACGUCCACAAACAGAAAUAUCAAUACCGUUUCAUUUAAAGAAAUACAGUAAAAAGACGUAUGAGCAGUUACAGAAUACUAAUGAAGAUAACUCUGUAAAUUUUAUAUUGAUGUUGAAAAAAGGAAACAAACAAACGUUCAAGAGCUUGCAGGUGCCAGUGGAUUCUGAAUUGGCAUCAAAUCUGAAAAGCCAAGAAAUGGCUGAACAGGCAGAGCUAAGAAGAGUAAAGCAACUGACUCUGGAUAUCAACAAUAGACAGGAAGAGGAAGAUUAUAAAGAUUUGGCUCAGGUAAUGCAGAAACCAAUUACUACUGCUUUUAAAGAUAAAAAGCCACUACCAACUAAAGGAACGCCAGACGCAGAGACAAUAUUUGGGAAGAAAAAAAGUGACAAAUGGGUUUAAGUGGAUGAACAAAUAGCUCCACGUUUGGUCUGAACACAACAAGAAAAACCCAGAUUAUUUGUGAUAUUAAUUUAAGGUAUAUUUUGAAUAAUAAUAAUAAAAUAUAUUUUUCAAAAGUAAUUUUUUUCAGCAGUUCCAUAAAGAAGUACAAGUUAACAAAAUUAAUUAUUAUAAUAAUAUGUAUAUUUAUUUAAUUAUUUUUUGUUGCAUUAAAAAUAAUUAUUAUUUUUACUAUAAAAUGUAUUAAUUAUAUUAUAAUACAUUGAAUGUAAUUUAUUGAACUGCGGUUCUAAUAAACUUUAUUUUUUUAUUUUUGAUUUACGGAAUAUAAUUAUAAUUCUUGUAUACUUUUAACUGUAUUGUUACUGUUGCUAGAAGGAUAAAAAUUAUUUAUACAACUUUUGUCCCAGACAAUAAUUGACUGAUAAAUUCUUUUCUUUUUUAAUUAAUACUAAUUUCAUAUUUAAGAGGACACUACCCAUACAUUUGUUGUCUCCAUCUUACACAUGCACGACAUAGCAAAUUGUCAUUAAAUAGUUUCAAUAGUGUGCUGUUAGUUUUGAUACUAGAGUGAAUUGAUCUAUUAAAAAACUUUAAGGUAAGAACAUUAUCUGUGCUUAAGCGUUGCCGAAAUUUUCAUUUUCAAGCAAGAUAUGAGAGUAUGUGAAAUAUCAAAAAUUAAAAAUGCUCAUAUCUCGCUUGAAAAUUAAAUAUCAAAGAAAACCAACGCUUAAGCACAGAUAAUGUUAUUAUCUAAAUCUAAAAAAUAUAUGAUAGGUUUAAUCACUCUAAUAUUAAAACUGACAGCACACUAUUGAAACUAGUGAACAAAAAUUUGCUAUGCCGUACAUAUGUAAGACGGAGACAACAAAUGCAUGUGUCCUCUUAAACUGCAUAAUAAAAUAUACGUAAGGUAUAAUAUAUUUUAUUUUAUGCAAAAAUAAUGAGAUAUAAAUAUUCUUAACUUCACUUUAAAGUUUAAAUUACAUACUGUCUGUUUAAUGUUACAAUUUUUAAAUUAUUAUAUAUUUUUUUAAAUAUUUAAAAGCUAAAUUAUUAAGUUUUUGAUGAAAAUAAUGUAUAAGUACCUUAAUACUUAUACUGUUGUUAAUCAAAUUCUAAUUAGGUUGUAAAUUUGUAAAUAUACAUAAUUGUCUGUUGAUAUAUUAAUGUUAUUAUAUUUUAAUUUACGAACAAGUAACUAUAUUGAAAAUAUUAUAUUGUCGAAGUAUGUGUGUAUACUUUAUUUUAAUAAUAUGUCUGUUGUCAUUUGACUGUAAACAGCCGAUAGACACAUAGUGGUUCAACAAAAUAUAUUAUAAUAAUUUUUUAGCAGUAAGAUUAUGUGUAACAAGCCAAAUUUAAAAUUGCCAAAUAUUUUACAAGAAUAAUAAAUGAGAAAUUAUUUUUAAUUUUUUAUACAUCAUAAUAAAUGUAAAUUGUAUACACU
Molecule: messenger RNA, 5224 nt
Organism: Metopolophium dirhodum (rose-grain aphid)
Lineage: Eukaryota; Metazoa; Arthropoda; Insecta; Hemiptera; Aphididae
Gene: Upf2
Product: regulator of nonsense transcripts 2
Exons: 2
Coding region: 379-3774 (1131 amino acids)
Biological process (GO): nuclear-transcribed mRNA catabolic process, nonsense-mediated decay
Cellular component (GO): cytoplasm; exon-exon junction complex
Molecular function (GO): protein binding; RNA binding
Source: RefSeq, a predicted model, not a curated record